This is a messenger RNA of Solea senegalensis (Senegalese sole), 6019 nucleotides long. RefSeq names its product glucosamine (UDP-N-acetyl)-2-epimerase/N-acetylmannosamine kinase (gene gne). The coding region runs from base 2555 to 4744 and encodes 729 amino acids. The record is from RefSeq and is a predicted model, not a curated record. Gene Ontology annotation, molecular function: hydrolase activity, hydrolyzing O-glycosyl compounds; UDP-N-acetylglucosamine 2-epimerase activity; N-acylmannosamine kinase activity. Gene Ontology annotation, biological process: UDP-N-acetylglucosamine metabolic process. The transcript is spliced from 14 exons. Lineage: Eukaryota; Metazoa; Chordata; Actinopteri; Pleuronectiformes; Soleidae.
UACUGUACUUAAAUAUUAAAGAAAGACACACUGUGUUUUAAUUCAGAUGAUAUCUGCGGUUUAUCUGCGUGAGCUCGCUAGCUCGCUGGUUGGCUGCUCAGCUGAAACAGCUGAUAGCUGAAACCCUGCAUCCAGAGUAUACAACAGAAACCCUGAGACCAGAGAUUCGGUGUCACACAUUUUAUGGCCAUGGUUACAGUCGACUUUUUUGUUCAUCUUUCCCUCAAGUUUCAGUAAAUUCGGUGAAACUCAAUUUUGCCUCUGUUUUCGCCUUAGGGGGAGCUUUAGAGCCCUUGAGCAAUGCACAGGUUCGAGACCUAUGCCAGUAUCGCAUUUUCACCAGAGCUGACCUCCACGCCAAGUUUCAGGAGUUUUUAUGCAUGUUAACCCCCUCACAAAUGACCGGAAAUAACAUGGAUAUAAUAAUAAUUUGAAGGAUAACAAUAGGUUCCUCACACUCGUACUAGGAGCUGUCCCGGCCCCUGCCAUUCGUGGCUCAGGCCCUAAUUACUGGUAGGAUAUACACUAUGUACAUGCUUGGGGUGUAAUGAGAUGUAAUUCUGCCCUACAUAGGAAACAAAAUCUGUAAAUUUAUAUCUUACAUAUAGACCAGUUGCAUGGAAAAAUGCUAAAACUGCCAGAAUGGCAAAGUGUUGAUUCUGUUUGCAAGGUGAACAACUGUUGCCAUUCUCUUUUUAAUUUAUCACAAGUGUUUUAAAUUGUACUUGAAUGUCCACACUGGCAAAUUUUAAUUCAAAACCUGUUCUUAAUUCUCCUUCAAAUACAGACACAAUCAACAUGCAAACACAGCAAGAGACACAGCUCACACACCCCAAUUUAUUCAAGAAAGGUUGGAUGACUUGCUUAUUUAUGUCACCCUUGCGAUAUGCUGGCAACUUGUAAAAUGUUCUCUUCCACAAUGUUUUUGUAACUACUAUUAUGUUCAACCACUCACAUUUAGAAAUAAUAUAAAUGUGUUUUGUAGAUGAUUAUGAAUAAAAGAAUAUUUUUGCAUUAUAACACCCAAAACCCUAUAAAAAUGAUAACAUUAUUGUGAUGGUCCUCCUGCUCUUAUAGGGCCUACAGUGUUGCAGUUUUGUCUGGUUGUUGUCUGCCUGCCUGUGUUGCAGCUCAGCUAUUGAUCAGUAGGAAUGGAAAGCAUUAAGAACCUUUGCACCACUGUGGGAACUCUUGCUAUGUUUUUCCCCUUGAAUUCUUGUUUGUUCAUACGCUUGUCAGUGACCCCCUCUGUUCAUCCUUAAUUCCCAGAAGUGCAAAGGAAUGACACAGAGCAUAGUCAGUCAGUGCUCAAAUCUCAGUAUUUUCUUUUUUUUAAUCCAAGCACUCAAUCUGCUGAAGAAUUUGAGGUCCCUGUGGUUUACUACACUGGCUGAAAGAAAAUAACUUUUCAUGCCUCUUAUAUUACUUUUUUCAAUUUAAUCCAACAGAGAAGCACCCAUCCAAUGAGGCACUACAUAAUCAUCAUGAGUCACACAACAGAUUAAGUGGAGACAAUCAACAUUUAUCCUUUAAUUAAAUAAAGAUAUGGGCCACAAGUGAUGAAACAAACAGGCGUGUAUGUAUCUGUGUAAACCUUCCAUGACUGAGGCUUAAUCCCCUGACCAUUUUGUUCAUUUAAUCUGUAAUUGUAUCCUGGAAAGUUGGUUUAAUAGAUAGAACAUAGAUAGAACAGAGCUGAAUGAUAUGAUUACAUGUUAUUAUUAUUUUUAAUCACCAUUACAUCUUAACAGCUCUUUGUUUGGGCCAAUCUCUGGCUCAAAAAACUAACCUUGCAAAAUAGUGUAUUGUUGACACUGGGAAAAUAUGAAAGAUUCUUGCUGAUGCUAAACAUAAAGUGUGCAACUUGUGCAACAAGUUUGUCCAUCUACAAUCUCUGGCUCGUUUACAGCAGUAUGUUAUACAUCUGCUCCUGGUCUAUCUUCCGUCUCUACCUGGCCCCUCCCUUUUUCUGUUCAUCUUUCCCUUUUUUGUCCCCUCCUCUGUCCUCAAUAUUUCCUUUCACCCCAGCAAAGGCAGAUGGCUGCACAUAAAAGCACGAGUCUGCUUCUGUUGAGUUUUUUCCCUCUCAACUGAUUGCUGAGUGCUUGCUCAUUGUGUGAACUGUUGGGUCUCUCUUCUCCUCUCUUUAUAAUAUUGCAAGGUUUCUGCCUUACUAUGUAAAGUGCAUUGACAUUGUGUAUGUUGUGAAGUGGCGCUUUACAAAAAAAUAAUGAUUUGAUAUUUAAUUAUUGAAAUUGUUCCUGAUAAUUUAACUAAUCAAUUAAUUGUUAAAGUACUAUAUUACAGUAAAGAAUCAAUUUUCCCAACCAGAUUUCCUCUUGUCAUGCUGACCAGAAUGUAUCCGACUGUUGCACUUCCAUGCAAAGCAUUCUAACCUUGUCACAGCAUGUUUUCUUUAUGUAAAAAUACAUAACAUGUUUAGCAUAGCUUUGUUGUGUUUUCAUGCCUCAGCAUCUGAAUGUUUGGAAGGCCCAAUCUCUCCUCUGUGUUUGUUUCCUAGGAGCUUUACUAUCAGAGAACGCGCAGUGAAAGGAUGGAGAAAAAAGAUGUGACCGAGCACAAUUAUUUGAAGAAGAAGCUCAGAGUGUGUGUGGCAACAUGCAACAGAGCGGACUACUCCAAGCUAGCCCCUAUCAUGUGUGGCAUCAAAUCCCACCCUGAUGACUUUGAACUGGAAGUCAUGGUGCUUGGUUCACAUCUCAUUGAUGACUAUGGGAACACAUUUCGUUUGAUCGAGCAGGAUGGCUUUGAAAUCGGCUCCAAGCUCCACACCAUUGUAAGAGGAGAGGAUGAAGCAGCCAUGGUCGAGAGCGUUGGGCUGGCAUUGGUGAAACUGCCUGAUGUCUUACAGCGGUUGCAUCCUGACAUCCUCGUCGUCCACGGUGACCGCUUUGAUGCUCUGGCCUUGGCAACUGCCGCAGCACUGAUGAACAUUAGAAUACUUCACGUGGAGGGGGGAGAGGUAAGUGGAACGAUUGAUGACUCAAUCCGCCACGCCAUCAGUAAACUGGCCCACUACCAUGCUUGCUGCACACCCAGAGCGGAGCAGUACCUCAUUGCCAUGUGUGAGGAUCACUCUCGCAUCUUGCUGGCUGGCUGUCCCUCAUACGAUAAGCUGUUGUCAACUUAUCACAAAGAUAACUACAUGGAUGUCAUCAAGAGCUGGCUGGGUGACACUGUGCAGAAACAUGACUACAUUGUGGCUUUGCAGCACCCAGUCACCACAGACAUCCAGCACUCUAUUAAGAUCUAUGGACUGAUGCUCGAUGCCCUGCUCUCUUUUAACAAGAAGACGCUGAUCCUCUUCCCGAACAUCGAUGCUGGCAGUAAGGAGAUGGUGCGUGUGAUGCGGAAAAAAGGCAUCGAGCAGCACCCCAACUUCCGAGCGGUGAAGCAUAUUCCCUUUGAACAGUUCAUCCAGCUGGUGUGCCACGCUGGCUGCAUGAUCGGAAACAGCAGCUGUGGAGUGCGAGAGGCCGGGGCCUUCGGCACAGCCGUAGUUAACCUGGGAACAAGGCAAACUGGCAGAGAGACAGGUGAAAAUGUUAUUCAUGUCCGGGAUGCUGAUACUCACAAUAAGAUCUACCAUGCUCUGGAACUGCAGUUUGGAAAGAGAUAUCCCUGUGGCAAGAUUUAUGGUGAUGGCAAUGCAGUGACUCGUAUUCUCAAGUUUCUGCGCACCAUUGACCUGGACGAGCCCCUGCAGAAGACCUUCUGUUUCCCCCCAGUGAAAGACUCCUUCUCCCAAGACAUUGAUCACAUCCUGGAGACACAGAGUGCUCUGGCAGUUGACCUGGGAGGGACCAACCUCAGAGUGGCUAUUGUAUGCAUGAAGGGUAAGAUAUUGAAGAAAUAUACUCAGCCUAAUCCAAAGACCUUUGAGGAUAGGAUGCAGCUCAUAUUGAAGAUGUGCUUUGAAGCCAUGUGGGAGGCUGUGCGCCUCAACUGCAGAAUACUAGGAGUUGGGGUGUCCACGGGUGGACGAGUAAACCCGCAAGAAGGGGUGGUCCUGCACUCAACAAAGCUGAUCCAGGAAUGGUCCACAAUUGACCUCCGAACACCCAUUUCGGACGCCAUGCACCUCCCUGUCUGGGUCGACAAUGAUGGCAACUGUGCUGCACUGGCUGAGAAGAAGUUUGGCCAUGGCAAAGGAGUGGAGAACUUUGUGACAAUCAUCACAGGCACAGGUAUUGGUGGAGGAAUUAUCCACCACAGUGAGCUGGUCCAUGGCAGCACCUUCUGCGCUGCAGAGCUGGGUCACAUCAUGGUUUCAUUAGAAGGCCCCGAGUGUUCAUGUGGCAGCCGUGGAUGCAUAGAGGCCUAUGCGUCUGGGAUGGCCCUGCAGAGAGAGGCUAAAAGACUGCACGACGAGGAUUUGCUGAAGGUGGAGGGGAUGGAUAUGAAGCUUUCUGAGCCGGUCACUGCUGCCCACCUCAUCACUGCAGCCAGUUUGGGCAACCCUAAAGCCGAUGCUAUUCUGAACAAGGCCUGCACAGCUCUAGGUGUGGGCAUCAUCAACAUUCUCCAUAUAGUAAACCCCUCUCUUGUGAUUCUAUCUGGAGUCUUGGCUUCUUACUACCAGAACCCAGUGCAGCACAUUGUCCAUGGGAGAGCUCUCCUCUCUGCACAGAGCAUCAAAGUUGUCACAUCAGACUUGGAGGACCCUGCAUUACUUGGAGCUGCUAGCAUGGUGCUAGAUUACACAACAAGAAGAACAUACUGAAGGAUAUACUACUAGUCCCGGUUUACUGAGAACCAGUAUCAAUGAUAUGAUUGCAAGACAGAAAAGAUCGUACAACCUUAACUAAUUUAAAUUUAAAAUAACAUUUAUAGCAUACAUUUUGAAUAAUGAAGGGGGUGGGGGCAUUUGGUAAAAAAAUCUGAUAUUUGAAAAAGUAAUUCUAUUUUGCUGCUUGUUGAUAACCUAAAAGAGUUGCAGUUUUCUUGUGUUGGCUACACAAAUUCAAAUUGCCAAGGCUUUAGGACUGAGAUGUUAACCAGAUUAAGCCUGAAUACUUCAUGUGUAAAGUGAGUUGAAUGCACAUGCCAGUAACCUGUCUGUCUACUGUUCUUAUGUAAGAACACUUUCAGGACAGGCUUCAAACACUUUACUUGUAAUGUAAUGUGGUUUUGAGCAUGAAUAUUCAAUUAUUUGAUUAUUCGUUGGAUUAUUAAAAGGCAGUCAGUUCAUCUGACUUUGCAUGGUCAUAUUAAAAAGAUGAGACAAAAUUGAAAAAUGUUUUAUCAAUGAUUGCAUUGAUAAAAACAAAAAAAAUCUUCCUCUCUAAUGACUACCUAUUAUGUGGUGCAUCAUCAGCAAGCAUUUAGAUAGUGGACUGCAUGGAGAAGCUUGUUUCAGUUGUGACCAAAAAUAUUACUGAAACACACUGCUUCUCUAUUCACUGUCAACACUUUAUGUUACACAUUUAUUUUCAUCUUGUAUGGAGAAUUUGUACUAAAUUUUCAUUUAAGAGUGACCGUCCAAUUACUCUGUCAUAUAUCCAUGUUUUGUAAUUCAUUAAAUUAUUUAAGGUGUAACGCUUUAAGAACAGUAGUUAGUUAGAUAGUUAGUUAUCACUGCUAUUGCUGCUACAUUAUGGCAAGGGUGAAUUAUCUGUCUGAAUCAGGUUACGUUUUAAAUUCUUUGUUUUACAUUGUAUUACUGCAUACGUUACAAAUAUUUUACUGACUGAAUGUUUGCUUCAUGUGUUUUGGGAAAUAUGUUACUACGCAGGUCCUGUGAUUUAUGCUGUUACAUCGGUCAUGUCGGUCAAGUUUAAAGUUUUAAACGCACGUUCGUGUCAAAUAAUUGUUUUUGUUCAUCCAAUUUAAUUUUAAGCAGCCUUUGUGUUUCAUUUGUACAAAGACUAUCAUUAUCAUAGGAACAUUCAACAUGAAAAUGUGUUUUAAUGAGGCAUUUACAGCCUUUCCGUAAAUACCAAUCUCAUUGUGGGGUGAUUUCUUUUCUUGGGACCAGUAAAAGAAAAGUUUCAACUGA